Messenger RNA from Phytophthora infestans T30-4, 2174 nucleotides. Its product is annotated as acyl-CoA dehydrogenase/oxidase. Gene Ontology annotation, molecular function: acyl-CoA oxidase activity; fatty acid binding; FAD binding. The transcript has a single exon. The record is from RefSeq and is a predicted model, not a curated record. Gene Ontology annotation, cellular component: peroxisome. Gene Ontology annotation, biological process: fatty acid beta-oxidation using acyl-CoA oxidase; lipid homeostasis. The coding region runs from base 28 to 2013 and encodes 661 amino acids. Lineage: Eukaryota; Oomycota; Peronosporomycetes; Peronosporales; Peronosporaceae.
CAAACUCCUCCCUGUGCUGAUCUCGUCAUGGAACUCACGGACUUGGCCCCGCUAUUGCUCAAGAAGGAACGCGCCAACGGCGACAUCAACCCUUCUGUACUCACCGACAUCCUACGCGAUGGCAAGCCUGCCAACAACCGCCGCAAGGAGCUCGUGGCUAUGAUCGAGCGCCAUCCCGUGCUUUCAGAUCGUGACAUGAUGUUCCGCAACCACACAGAACGCUACACGUUUGGGCUGAAGAAAGUCUCGCACUUUGUGCAGUUCUUAAAGGAUCGGAACAUUACCGAUAGAAACGAGCAGAAGAUCAUGUAUGGGGCGCUGGGGGAGCCUCUAUGCAUUGAUGUGCACGACUCCAUGUUCAUUCCUACACUGGAGAACCAGGGAACCGACGAGCAACGCGCCAAGUGGCUGCCAUUGGCUAGAAACUACAAGAUCUUCGGUGCGUAUGCGCAAACGGAAUUGGGCCACGGGUCCAACGUGCAGGGUAUCGAGACGGUCGCGACGUACGAUAAGGCCACUCAAGAGUUCAUCAUUGACUCGCCCACUCUGACAAGUCGCAAGUGGUGGCCUGGAGGUCUGGGCAAGACUGCCAACCAUGCCAUCGUGCACGCAAGACUGUACUUGGACGGCAAGGACGUGGGUGUGCAGGCGUUCCUGGUGCAGCUCCGAUCGAUGGAGGACCAUCAGCCUCUGCCUGGUAUUGAGGUGGGGGAUAUUGGUCCGAAGGUCGGAUUCAACGCCAUUGAUAAUGGCUACUGUGCCUUCCACAAGAUCCGAGUCCCUCGUGAUAAUAUGAUGAUGAGAUACGCCAAGGUGCUGCCGGAUGGAGCAUUUGUCAAGCCAAAAAGUGACAAACUCGUGUACUUGACGAUGGUGCAUGUGCGCGCCAGCUUGGUCGAGAACUUCGCCUUGACUAUGGCCAAAGCUACUGCCAUCACGACGAGAUUCAGUGCUGCUCGUAUCCAGGGACGCACUCCGGACAACAAAGGCGAGUUCCAAGUUCUGGACUACCAGAACCAGCAGCACGAACUCUUCCCGUUUAUCGCCAUCGCAUAUGCUGCCAAGUUCGCAGCUCGUGAUAUGAUGGCACGACACGAUGCGGCUGUGGCGAUUGUCAAGCGUGGCGACGCUGGCUUUGGCGCCAAGCUGGCCACGCUCCAUGCCGUGUCUUCGGGGCUUAAGGCUUGGCUUGCUGAGAAGGUAAGCGACGGUGUCGAGUCCUGUCGCCGGUUGUGUGGAGGCCACGGCUUCACGCAGUCUGGAAAUCUGGCUCACAUCUUCAAUGAGAUCGUGGGUGCCAACACGUUCGAGGGCACGUUUGAUGUGCUAGUACAGCAGCAUGCUCGGUACCUUUUGAAGAUGUUGGCUGCUGUCAAGACGCUGGACGAGAGCGAACCUGCUACUCGGUUCCUUGCUAAGAUUAAGAUCUAUUCAGACCCCAAGUUACGCUUCUCGAGUCAGAGAACUGAGGACUUUAGUGACCUAAAUCUGCUUGUGGAGGCUUUCGAGGUGCGUGCUACGCGUAUUUUACUCGCGCUGGCUAGUCAGAUGAAAGCUACCGAGAACAAUGGCAAUGCUUGUAUGGUGCUGAUGUCGCGCGUGUCGAAUGCGCACGCGGAGCUUAUGUUGCUUGAAGCCUUGGUGAACGGUGUUAGCGCUAUUCCCGCUGGCCCUGAGCAGCGAUCGCUGGCUCAACUCUGCUCACUUUUCGGUGUGUGGCUUAUCACCAAAUCGCUAGGAGAUUUCCGUCAACAUGGCUACUUCUCUUCUCAGCAAGUUGAUCUCGUUCGAGAUCAGAUUGUGCAUCUCCUCCCGAUCGUCCGCAAGAACUGCGUGCUACUCACAGAUGCCUGGGACUUCAGUGACUUCGAGUUGGGCUCGACUAUCGGUCGCUACGACGGCGACAUCUACCGCGCAUUGGUGAAGCGCGCUGCUGAUGAGCCACUGAACAAGACACAGGUUCCGGAAGGGUACGAGAAGUACUUGAAACCUCUGAUCCAGUCUGAUCUGUAGAUGCAGUAGGGAGCUCUUCGUACUGUAGCCAUUUCUGGUAGUGGUGCCGUCACCCGAUUCGCUUUGAUCAGAAUGGGAAUACUAGUACUAGCAUGUGUGUUGAUUGCGACCGCAAGUGCGAUGUUAAACGAGCUGUACAUGGGUGUUAUUCACUGGUUUCA